AUGAUGCCAUCCGGGCCCAAGGUACCGGGCGGGCAAGAAUGCGCGAUCGGGGAGGCGAAAAAGCCGGGCAGGGACCGAGAUAUGGCUUUCCAAGGACCCACCGGGCCGGAACGCACUGACUGGCCGACGAGGGAUCGUCUCCAGUCCCAGACCGUUCGAUCGCCUAUUUUAAGUUGGUUAGUAGCGUCCCAGCACCCGUAUUUACCGCUAAUACCACCUCCGCCCGCCGCCAUCAUCAUCUUCUCACUGCCCUCCGUCCUGUUCCGGGUACGGCGGCAACGCGGCAGGGAAUCUUCUCUGCUCGUCAUUUUUCUUCUUUAGUGGGAAGCUCUUCCAACGGUCGUCAUCACAAAACAUUCCCCCCCUCCCUCCCUUCCUAGACAUGAAAGAAGAGUAAGAGAAGAGGGGUGGCCAUGCUAGACGACAAGCAAAACAAUACAUGCGAGUAAAUACAAUAAAUAAAUAAAU
Aspergillus welwitschiae is the source of this 468-nucleotide messenger RNA. RefSeq lists its product as uncharacterized. Lineage: Eukaryota; Fungi; Ascomycota; Eurotiomycetes; Eurotiales; Aspergillaceae. The record is from RefSeq and is a predicted model, not a curated record. The transcript is spliced from 2 exons. Bases 1 to 321 code for a protein of 106 amino acids.